UACCGGGUAUCUCGUCAAGUUGUUUGAGAUGGCAGAAGACGGGAAGUUCCGAAUUGAGAAGUUCGAUGGUACAGAUUUCUGUUGGUGGAAGAUGCAAAUUGAAAAUUUGCUGGUUCAGAAAGAUUUGGAGGUGGUAUUGGGUGACAAGCCAGAAAAGAUGUCAGAUGCAGAUUGGGCAGGGUUGGAUCGGAAAGCAAUGUCCGUGAUCUGUCUCUCGUUGACCAAGAAUGUUGCGUUCAACAUUCUGAAGGAGAAGACAACGAAGGGAAUUAUGGACGCGAUGUCUAACAUGUACGAGAAGCCAUCUGCAGCGAACAAAGUUUUUCUGAUCAGAGAGCUGGUGAACACAAAAAUGAAAGAAGGCACUUCAGUUACCGAGCAUAUCAACAAGCUGAAUUCGAUCUUAGCCAGACUUUUGUCAGUGGGCAUUAAGUUCGAUGAUGAAGUUCAAUCUUUACUACUGCUAUCGUCUUUACCUGAUAGUUGGUCCGGAACGGUUACUGCAGUUUCCGGUUCAGUGGGACUCGAUGGAUUCACCUUUGAUCAGAUUCGAGAUCUCGUUCUUGGCGAGGACGUCAGAAGAAAGAGUUCCGGAGAAUCAUCUGGUGAAUUGCUUCAUAUUGGUAGAGGCAGAAGAAAUAGCAGAGGUAGUGGGAGCACGAAUAGACGAAGGAGUCAGUCGAAGACUCGAGAUAGCUCAGGUGUAACGUGCUGGAAGUGCAAGGAGGUGGGGCAUUUUAGGAAUCAAUGCCUGAAUGAUAAUAAAGUGAACAUUGCUAAAAGCUCUGCGAGUGACGAGGAAGUCACUCUGACUUGCUUUGAGGAAAGCAAUGUGGAUUCCUGGGUCAUGGAUUUUGGUGCUUCAUUUCAUGCCACCCACAGCGGUGAAGCAUUGCAGAAUUUGGUUAUUGGGGACUUUGGAAAGGUACGACUAGCGGACGACAGUGCUCUUGAUGUGACGAGCAUGGGUGACAUAGUGUUGAUGACCCCAGUCGGUUUCUGGACUUUGAAGGAUAUCAGAGUUGUUCCAGCCUUGAAGAAAAGUUUGAUUUCUGUCAGGCAGUUGGAUGAACAGGGACAUGAGGUGAAGUUCAGAGAUGGGCAGUGGAAGGUCGUGAAGGGAAAUCUUGUCAUGGCCCGUGGAAAGAAGAGAGGUUCGCUGUAUAUGAAGAAGGUUGUUUGUGCAAGAGAGAAACCUAGAGCCACUGGUCAGACUCAGGAUGAACGAGCGAGAAAAGGUUCAAGGAGGCCAGUCAGAGGUAUUUGUGGCAGUGGGAGCUCAAGAGGCGCUUCAGCCAAGUUGCCUAGAAGACAGUGGGUCAGGAGAACCAGUAUUACAGCUGUUGGAACAUCUCCAGAAAAUUUCUUGCUGAGUAUGGAGAGUGUUUGUUCUCAGGAUGUUUCAGGAUCCGGCAGUGUGCGUCUGCAGUGGGAGCCGGUAGGGACCGAGGACGAGUUAUGGGCAGAUUUAGCCGUGACUGAUGUGUUGGAGCUUGGGAGAGCUUCAACGGGCCCUUCAGUUGUCUGAUGAGAGGGCCGCUGCAACAAGAGAGCUGGGGAAGAUUACUCGAUGUACAGGCAAUCGUGGUGGAUGACAGUUGAUGAUUAUCAAGCCUCCAAGUGGGAGAAUGUUGGGUUUGUGGAGGCUUGGGCUUGACUUGUUUGUCGGCCCGGCCCAGUUGUGCGUAAGCCUAGCUAUUUCCCUAU
Messenger RNA from Cuscuta campestris, 1707 nucleotides. The record is from the annotation of a GenBank genome assembly. Lineage: Eukaryota; Viridiplantae; Streptophyta; Magnoliopsida; Solanales; Convolvulaceae.